Cutaneotrichosporon cavernicola is the source of this 1446-nucleotide messenger RNA. RefSeq lists its product as uncharacterized. Bases 1 to 1446 code for a protein of 481 amino acids. Lineage: Eukaryota; Fungi; Basidiomycota; Tremellomycetes; Trichosporonales; Trichosporonaceae. The transcript is spliced from 4 exons. The record is from RefSeq and is a predicted model, not a curated record.
AUGAGCGAUACCAAGGCCCGUGGGCCAGUUGAGGAACUCAUCUCCAAGCGCCUGCGGCCGCUCAACAAGAAGAUUCAACGCUUCAAGGGGUACACCACCAAGCCAGAGGCCGAGCUGAACGACGACCAGCGUGCCGGUCUCGCUUCGCUUCCGCAGCUCGAGGCGGCCGUCAAAGAGCUCGAAGACCUCUCCCGUGCCGUCGAGGAUGCCGAGCUCGUCGCAGCCGCCAAGAUCCGCGAAGAGCGCGAAGCCGCCGACCGCGCCUUCGACGCGCGCGUUGCAGCUGCGACCGCCUCUUUCCAGCUCGCCGUCGCCGAGCGCCUCGCCUCUUUUCUCUGUCUCCACACCCUCCUACGCCCAGCCCGCCCCGACGACCACGAGAACCUGACUUUUGCGCCCCUCGCCCUCCCCCUCCGCCUCCAGGAUGAGGUGCGCGCUACCGACAUCCUCCGCGUCGCUCGCAUGUACGAUGACCUCACUACGGGUGGAGACGCCGGACAUGGUGUUUUGGUUUCGCUUUCCGUUGGUCCUAAUGAGAACGACGAGGAGGACGAGCGCGUCCAUCACCUGCUUCAUCUCCUCUCGCAGGAAGAGGAGGAGGAGGAGAGUGUCCCCCUCGAUGAGCAGAGUAAUGUGCCCGAGGCUCCGCAGAGCGUUGCCGAUACGCUGGGGACUUCAGAGGAUUCCGAGUUUGAUCCACAGCGCACGCCUGUUGUUAAUACUGCUAGCCUGGGACAGCUUGACGAGCCGGUGACACGGGGAGUCGCGCUCAACUUCCUCCAGGAGGACGAGCUUGCGCCUGAGCCGCACGACUUCGAGGUCGAGGUGGAGACGCCUAUCAGCAAUGUGGUGUCGUCGCGCCAGUCAGUCACGAUGGACUGGGCCGACCACGAUGACGACGACUCUGCCGCGCGCUUCGCAGCGGCAAUGGGUACUGACCCGGAGGCCGAGGAGGAGGACGAAGCCGAGGUGACUGUCCAGGUCAUUGUCGAGACGCAGGAGGCCGAGGUUAAGCCCGACGCCGACGCCGAGCCUGCAGCCGUGCCUGAAGCUGAGCAAGUCGCCGUAUCGGCCGACGGCGAGCGCCGGAAGCGCAAGCCCAGACCGCGCAAGAAGGAGGACGGCGCGGGCGGCGUGGGCAAGGGCAAGCCCGUCGACGACGAGGGGUUCGAGGUCAAGACUGCGCGGCGGGCGAGUACGCAGCGCGGGCGUGGGCGUGGACGUGGGCGUGGGGGUGCUCGCGAGGGUGGGCGUCAGGGCGAGCGCGAGCCUCGUGAAGGAGGCGAGCGGCGUAAGACUGAGAACAAGGAGGGCAAGGAGAAUGAGCAACGACGCGGUCCGCGCAAGGACAACGCGCCCAAGGAUAAGCCCAAGGAGACGAAACCCAAGCCGUCAAUUUACAAGGCCGUGCAGCCUGGCGCGCCUGUUUCGGUGCCCAUUCUGUGA